Trichophyton rubrum CBS 118892 is the source of this 2219-nucleotide messenger RNA. Its product is annotated as protein disulfide-isomerase domain-containing protein, variant 2. Gene Ontology annotation, cellular component: endoplasmic reticulum. Gene Ontology annotation, molecular function: protein disulfide isomerase activity. The transcript has 3 exons. NCBI's taxonomy places the organism in Eukaryota, Fungi, Ascomycota, Eurotiomycetes, Onygenales, Arthrodermataceae. The record is from RefSeq and is a predicted model, not a curated record. Gene Ontology annotation, biological process: protein folding; response to endoplasmic reticulum stress. Bases 610 to 1791 code for a protein of 393 amino acids.
UCUCCCCCCGACCUUCCUCUUCCCUCCCUCGACAUCGACAUCGGCAUCGACGUUGACAUUGACAUCGACAUCGAUAGACAUUCCUCCUUCCGACCUCUCCCAGCUGAAGCACCGUGCCAAUUGAUACUCAGACAGCAUGCCCGGCGUCCGCAGCCUCCUCCUCGCCCUCGCCGGCGUCUCUCUCGCGCCCGCCGUGCUCGCCGCAGACGCCUCGACAGACACGUCGGACGUCCACGCCCUGAAGGCAGACACCUUCAAGGACUUCAUCAAGGAGCAUGACCUCGUCCUGGCCGAGUUCUACGCCCCCUGGUGCGGCCACUGCAAGGCCCUUGCCCCCGAGUAUGAAAAAGCAGCUACCGAGCUCAAGGACAAGAACAUCCAGCUCGCAAAGGUCGACUGCACCGAGGAGGCCGAUCUCUGCCAGGAGUACGGCGUCGAGGGAUACCCUACGCUCAAGGUCUUCCGUGGCCUUGACUCGUACAAGCCUUAUAACGGUGCUCGCAAGUCCCCAGCGUGAGUAGUCCCUGCUAUAGAUCUAGAAGAUAGAAGUAGAAAAAGGGGGGAAGGUCGGAAGAGAUAUUGACAAAACCCCAUAGCAUCACCUCGUACAUGAUCAAGCAAAGCCUGCCAUCAGUCUCGGUUGUGACAGCAGACAACUUCGAGGAGGUCAAGUCCCUGGACAAGGUUGUCGUCGUCGCCUUCAUUGGUGAAGACGACAAGGAAACCAACACGACCUACACUACCCUGGCUGACUCAAUGCGGGACGAUGUCCUCUUUGCCGGCACCAACAGCGCUGAGCUGGCCAAGAAGGAGGGCGUCUCGCUUCCUGCCGUUGUCCUCUACAAGGAAUUCGAUGACCGCAAGGACGUCUAUGAUGGCAAGUUCGAGGCCGAGGCCCUCAAGGCUUUCAUCAAGUCCUCUAGCACUCCCCUCGUUGGCGAGGUUGGCCCAGAGACCUACUCUGGAUACAUGUCGGCUGGCAUCCCUCUUGCAUACAUCUUUGCUGACACUGCCGAGGAGCGUGAGCAGUACGCUAGUGACUUCAAGGACCUCGCCAAAAAGCUAAAGGGCAAGAUCAACUUCGCUACCAUCGACUCCAAGGCCUUUGGUGCUCACGCUGCCAACCUCAACCUUAUUCCUGAGAAGUUCCCUGCCUUCGCCAUCCAGGACACCGUUUCCAACAAGAAGUACCCCUUCGACCAGGAGAAGAAGCUCACCAAGGAGGAGAUCACCAAGUUCGUUGAGGGUGUCAUCUCCGGUGACAUUGCUGCUAGCGUCAAGUCCGAGGCUGUCCCAGAAACUAAUGACGGCCCAGUCACCGUCAUCGUCGCCCACACCUACGAGGAUAUCGUCAUGAACAAGGACAAGGAUGUCCUCGUCGAGUUCUACGCUCCUUGGUGCGGACACUGCAAGGCUCUCGCUCCCAAGUACGACCAGCUCGGCAGCUUGUACAAGGACAACAAGGACUUCGCCUCCAAGGUGACCAUCGCUAAGGUCGAUGCCACCGCCAACGACAUCCCAGACGAGAUCCAGGGCUUCCCUACCAUUAAGCUUUUCCCUGCCGGUGCUAAGGACAAGCCAGUCGAGUACACCGGCUCUCGCACCGUCGAGGACCUCGCCAACUUCGUCCGUGACAACGGCAAGCACAAGGUCGACGCCUACGAUGAGAAGAAGAUCGAGAAGGAUGGCAGCGAUGUCACUGGAAAGCCAAAGGAUGCAGAAGCCCCACCAAAGCCUUCUGAUGCUCCCGAGCCUGAGGAGCAGGCUGACAAGAAGCAUGAGGAGUUGUAGUUCUUCUUCCUUUACGCCGGCAUGCUUUGAAUCCUUUCUAAUGUAAACUUAUGAAUCUACGUUUACUCGCCCCCUCGAGUUGGUCUAACUUCCAAUUGCAACCAGCUCACAAUGGACUUGUUUUUCCGAACUGCCUCCACCCGUCCGUCAAUGGGGCUGCUUUGCUUGUUUUUCUGUUUUCUUUUUCUCUCUUGCUUAAUGAUCAUAGGGACAAAGGGAAAAGGAUGGGAAAUAAAUAAUCAAGAAAAGGACAGAUAACUUUUCUUACCUUUUGCGUUCGGUUGUCUAGCAAUAUACCUUUAAAUGAUAUUCAUCUUGAUAUUUACAACUAGCUCAAUUUGGGUAGCCCACUCUACAAAAUAGAACCAAUCAUCUUAAAUAUAUUAUUGCUAUUUAUUAUUUUUUGUACAUUCAAAUCAGUCAAUGGU